Messenger RNA from Neogale vison (American mink), 972 nucleotides. RefSeq names its product keratin-associated protein 10-12. The transcript has 2 exons. The coding region runs from base 1 to 972 and encodes 323 amino acids. NCBI's taxonomy places the organism in Eukaryota, Metazoa, Chordata, Mammalia, Carnivora, Mustelidae. The record is from RefSeq and is a predicted model, not a curated record. Gene Ontology annotation, cellular component: keratin filament.
AUGGCCGCGUCCACCCUGUCCGUCUGCUCCAGCGACCAGAGCUACGGCAGCCGCGUCUGCCUGCCCGGCUCCUGUGACGCCUGCCCCGACUCCUGGCAGGUGGACGACUGCCCAGAGAGCUGCUGCGAGCCCCCCUGCUGUGCCCCCACCUGCUGUGCCCCCUCCUGCUGUGAUUCCAGCUGCUGUGCCCCCACCUGCUGUGUCCCCACUUGCUGUGCCCCCUCCUGCUGUGCCCCCACCUGCUGUGCCCCCUCCUGCUGUGACCCCAGCUGCUGUGCCCCCUCCUGCCUGACCCUCAUCUGCACCCCUGCGAGCUGCGGGUCCAGCCCCUGCCAGUCAGCCUGCACCAGCUGCUGCCAGCCCUCCUGCUGCAGCUCCUCCCCCUGCCAGGAAGACUGCUGUGUGUCUGUCUGCUGCAAGCCCGUCUGCUGCACCCCUGUCUGCUGCAAGCCCGUCUGCUGCACCCCUGUCUGCUGCACCCCUGUCUGUUGCACCCCUGUCUGCUGCAAGCCCGUCUGCUGCACCCCUGUCUGCUGCCAGGCCUCCCCCUGCUCAGCCUCCUCAUGCUGCCAGCAGUCUAGCUGCCAGCCCUCCUGCUGCAGCUCCUCCCCCUGCCAGGAAGACUGCUGCCAGCCUGUCUGCUGCACCCCUGUCUGCUGCAAGCCCGUCUGCUGCACCCCGGUCUGCUGCAAGCCCGUCUGCUGCACCCCUGUCUGCUGCAAGCCCGUCUGCUGCACCCCGCCCAGCCCCUGCUCCUCGUCUUGCUGCAGACCGUCCUCCUGCGUGUCCCUGCUCUGCCGCCCCGUGUGCAGGCCCGCCUGCUGCGUGCCCGCCUCCUCCUGCUGUGCCCCCACCUCCUCUUGCCAGCCCAGCUGCUGCCGCCGGGCCUCCUGCGUGUCCCUGCUCUGCCGCCCUGUGGGCUCCCUCCAGGCCUGCUGUGUGCCCGCCUCAGCCCAGAAGUCCUGCUGCUGA